CUCGGGGGCAGUCCAGGCACCACCGGCAGGGCACUCUGGGCAGCUGGGUGAAGGCCCAUCUGGGCAAGCCUCCCCCUGCGGCCGUCUUCUCUGGGGCCCCGCAGCAGGCCUGCCCGCUUCACUUUCGGGUUUCUCCCAGUGUCUUCCUGCUCCUGUCUGCUUCCCCAUCCUGCCAGGUUUCCAUCUUCCUGUUUCCCUUCCUGGGCUGGUGGCAGUGGGGUGCUGUGCCCGGUGGGACCCUCGGAGAUGCUCAGUGCUCUGGAUUGCCGGGACCGGCCCCCUGAAGAGGGGACAGCUGCAAGGCUCCAGGGCUUCGCCGUGGACAAGACCUUCCUCUCCUCCCUCAAAGGCAUCCUGCUGGAAACUGAGCUGGCCCUGACAUUCAUCAUCUUCAUCUGCUUCACGGCCUCCAUCUCCGCCUACAUGGCGGCUGCGCUGCUGGAGUUCUUCAUCACGCUCGCCUUCCUCUUCCUCUAUGCCACCCAGUACUACCAGCGCUUCGAUCAGCUGAACUGGCCCUGUCUGGACUUCCUCCGCUGUGUCAGCGCCAUCAUCAUCUUCCUGGUGGUCUCCUUUGCGGCCGUGACCUCCCGGGAUGGAGCUGCCAUUGCUGCUUUUGUUUUUGGCAUCAUCCUGGUUUCUGUCUUUGCCUACGAUGCCUUCAAGAUCUACCGGACUGAGAUGGCACCCAGGGCUUCCCAGGAUGCGGGCCCUGGCCCCCGAACCCUGCCUGAACCCGGAACUCUGGUAGAGGUACUCUGCUUCCCUUGGGGAUAACCUCUCUUGGCCUGGCUUUUCCUCUCUCCGGGCUCCUGUUCUCCUGUUCUCACAUCCUGGCUCCCUCCUGAGCUGGUGGCCUCUCCAGGGCUAGAACCAACCAGCUUUUGUGUUUCUCUGGUCUCCUCUCACAGUCCUUAGGACUUUAAUGACAGAUCAUUCUCAAGAUGGGUGACUGACCUUGGGCAGGGGGCGGUCAAUGCCUCAGGGAGGGAUAGAAAGGGCUUAGCCAGGGGAGUCCAGAAGACAGGGGUCCAGUGAAGGGAUGAGAAGGUGGUCAGGAGAGCCUGGCCGUAAAGCCCAGCAGGGGGCAGGGAGCAGAGUGGGGUCCCCUGUCCCCUGAGCAGCUGCGUCACCCCAGCCAGCCUGUCCCUGGUGGGAGCUCAGCGAAAACAGAAGUGUGCUUUCUGGUGCAAACCUGCAUGUGCCCUGCUCACCUGUGUCUGUGUGAGAGGUCAAAAUGAGACAAGUGGGGCCAAUUGGUCCACACUGCACAUCAGCUCAGCUUGGCAUCAGCUGGCCCCAGAAUCUCAGGAUGCCCUUACAGUGAGCCAUAACCCACAGACCUGGGCCCCAGCCAACUGCACCCAGGGCAGAUUGGGGAGGGCUCCCUGUGGGUUACUUCUAAGGGGAUGACCAAAAAGGGACCUGUCCCACCCUCUUUAUCCACAUCUCCAUCCCCAGCCAGCUCUGAGCCUCUCCUGGCAUCAAUGGGGAAUUCAUUUUGGGGGGAAUGAAUGUCCCAGGACACCUUUAACCCCUGUGGCCUCAGAGGUGGGGUAGGUGGAGGGUAGCUUCAGCUUCGGCACUAAAAUUCUAUCUCCUAUAUCUAGAACUGGCUCACCCUCUGGUGCCUUUGUUUUCUCCCCUUUUGAAAUUUCUCCCUUUGGUGCCCUGUGUGGUUGGCUGAGCAGACCUGAGACUCAUGGCACUGCUGCCUCAGGGAGAACACCUCACCUCUCUGGGCCUCUGUUUCCUCCUUGAUAGAUGUGCAGGGUCUUGGCUCCCCCAGCUCUGACACGGGGGUGGGGCCCCCCUCCCCCCAGUGGCUCCAGGACAGCUCCUGGCUGGCGGCUGGAAGGACAGGGGCUCAGGCAGAGUCUGGCACUCAUUUUUAUUGUGCGUUAGCAAGAGCGAGCUUCCAUGGCAGUGUCACUCCUCGUCGUGCAUUUUUUGCUGAGAAAGAAUAAAAGGUGUGAGGGGGCAGCUGGCCUGAGGGAGGAAGGGUGUGGGGAGGAGUCUCCAGGGCUUUUGGGGGCCUACCCGAGGUGCCCUUAGGGGAAGGGGUUCAGCCCUCAGGGAUCUUGAGGCCCCAUUUAGGGGUCCUUGUGGUUUAGGGGAAUGUGACUGAGCUUUCUAAGGAGGUUCCAGUCUGUAAGGGGCUUCUCUGAGCAGGAGUGGGGAUUCUCGGGUAUGGGGACUGUGGGACCCUUGGGGCUAACCAAAUACAGGGUGAGGAGUGCCCACUCUGAGGGGCACUGACGUUGGGGUGUGCGCUGCUCUGGGAGUGAGUAGUGGGGUCUGGGGAGGGACCCACCUUGGCG
This is a messenger RNA of Camelus dromedarius (Arabian camel), 2321 nucleotides long. RefSeq names its product CKLF like MARVEL transmembrane domain containing 5 (gene CMTM5). Gene Ontology annotation, cellular component: membrane. NCBI's taxonomy places the organism in Eukaryota, Metazoa, Chordata, Mammalia, Artiodactyla, Camelidae. The record is from RefSeq and is a predicted model, not a curated record. The transcript has 5 exons. Bases 247 to 777 code for a protein of 176 amino acids.